Penicillium atrosanguineum is the source of this 2394-nucleotide messenger RNA. RefSeq lists its product as uncharacterized. NCBI's taxonomy places the organism in Eukaryota, Fungi, Ascomycota, Eurotiomycetes, Eurotiales, Aspergillaceae. Gene Ontology annotation, biological process: vesicle-mediated transport. The record is from RefSeq and is a predicted model, not a curated record. The annotation marks the transcript as partial. Gene Ontology annotation, cellular component: Mon1-Ccz1 complex; intracellular membrane-bounded organelle. The transcript is spliced from 4 exons.
CGAGUUGCAGACGAUGCGAUGCUUGAAAACGAUCAUGACAGCGUUAUUCCCGCGCAGCUCUCCUUCCUCGCCAUCUACAACCCGACCCUCGGCCCCACCGAUGAGACGUUAGACGACCAGAUCGUGUUCCACACCUCGAAGGCGGACAAUCAACGUACAGAGGACUCUAACGCGGAGGAAGGGGAUGGGAAAAUAUACGAGAGUAGCAGGAAUGACAAGUUGCGUCAGAUCGGCCUCGCGCAGGGCAUGGUGAGCUUUGCCAGCAAUUUCUCGGACAAGCCACUGGAAUAUGUCGAAACUGAUAAAUCACGGGUAGUUCUUCUCGAACUGGAGAAGGACUGGUGGAUUGUUGCUUCUAUCGAUCUUACUCGAUCACCCGCUGAUCCAUCUCAAAAUUCCUCGGGCGACGGAGCUGGCUCUCCUGCGUUUCAAUACUCGGCGAGGGAAAUGGGCCCCUCACAGCUAGUUAUCCAGCAACUACGGCGUGCGAACUCGGUAUUCCUGCUCCUUCAUGACUUCUCCUUGAGCAAUCUCUACACUCGCGUUGGAAGAACUGCAUUCUGCCUCUUUUUAGAACGUUUCUGGGAGAAAUUUGCAUGGAAUUGGGAUCUCCUUUUGACCGGAAACCCCAUCGUGGAAAUUUAUAAUGGGAUCAAACUAGCCGCGGGAGGAGAGUUGGGAAUUGGGGUUGGAGAGGAAGAAUGGGGUAGUGGCGAAAGAGAAGUCCUUGAAGACUUUGUGGCCAGGACAGAGGGAUUGGUUGACCUGGUUGUCUCGAGGUUUGGGGAUCCGUCCAGGCAAGCCAACGACUCUCCCCCAAUAUCCAGAAACGGUGAAAGUCAAUGGCUAGGGUCAGAUAUUGACCCUCGACCUGCGGAUGGAAUCAUUUUUUCCGGGGCUGGAUCUGUUUCCCGUCCCUCUUUGACACAUUUGUCUCACUGGGUGGAGUGGAUCUUCCGAUACGGCGACGCAGCGUAUGGAAUUGGGCGGGACCCAAACUCGCUGCGUCGGCGAAAACCAAGAAGGCAAAGAAGGCAUGAAUCAGCUGGAGCUCAGCCGUCAACGCCAGACCUCGGUUACACGCCGGGAAUCCCUCGCCCGCUGGUGUUGGCAGAGCCACAGCCACUUCCCAAGGCCCGAGAGAACACGCCGGAAAGAGGAAAUGAGACCCCUCUGCCAGAAGAUGACCAAACUACAGACAAGUCGAUGUUCCCAACGGACACGGUCAUGAAGUACCUGACCCUUGGCUAUGGCUCCGCUUGGAGCUUUUCUCCCAAAUCAUUAUCUGAGUCACCUGUCGGUUCUCCCAGUGAAGUCAAUGAAUCAACGGCUACCACUUCUGGACAAAACGAAACUACCGCGGCACGGUCUCCGCCGCCCAUCGAACCACGGCUCCGCGAACAAAGAAAUGAACCAAAGAGCCAUACACAUGGCCGCUUUGUCCUAGGACCCCGUGAUGAUCUGGAUACUCUGGAUGACCUUGAAGAAGGAAGUCCGGAGCCUAGGGUGGAGAGCAGAUCGAAGAGUCGAAUCAUACACCGGACAGUUCAUGUCCAAUUGACAGAUUCUGACGAGGUCAAACAGCUUCAGGCAGUUAUAUACGUGCACCAACCAUUCGUGUUCACGUUCCUGUUCGACCCAGAGACCUCAUCUCUAUCAUCUCCAAGUCUAUACACAAGCAUCCACCACCAACUAGGCCCUCUCCAAAAACCUCUCUUGGCAUCAACCUCUCCCACAACCGCCGCCUCGCGCAUUUCUAUGACAGAGGGCACACCCGAUUCCAGCAAGCGCCAAGUAGUCUACGACCUCGUCUAUGACCCAUCAAACCUAACUAUCCGUUCAUCCAUCCCAAAUAUCCCGGGCCUUUCCACACCCUCUCAUAUCAGAGAACCCUCGGGCUCCCCGCGCACUCCCUCUCCCUCUUCCUCUCGGCCAAGCACAUGGUCACGCGUCGAGAGCCUGGCAAUCCACCACCGCCUCCUAACAACAUACGUCGACACCCGCACCCGGCCGCAGGAACUCGAGCGUACCAGCAAAACCAAUCGAAGCUGGUGGAUAGUCUGGGUACGCUUCAACAACGCCUCAGUUUCUGCACCUGCUCUAUCCCUAGAUGAAGACCAGCUCCCUUCAACGGCCCCAUCUCCUCGAUUGGAUAUUACUCCAUCUCCAGCUCAGGAAGCCUUCAUCGUCCGCAAAGCAAGUGACUACGUCUCUCCAACCAGCCACGCCCGGAUCAGCAGCGGAGCGCGCUUCUUCCGCGACCUAGGCGGCGCUUCAUCUACCAAGUUAAGUUCAUCCCGAGCAAACGACACCACGCCGUCAAAGCUAGCCGAGGGACUUGGUAUGGAUGCGCGACGGUACAUCGAGGGCUUGCUAAGUCUGAACCGGUCAUGA